Messenger RNA from Nilaparvata lugens (brown planthopper), 1936 nucleotides. RefSeq lists its product as uncharacterized. Bases 278 to 1777 code for a protein of 499 amino acids. The transcript has 3 exons. Gene Ontology annotation, molecular function: protein binding. The record is from RefSeq and is a predicted model, not a curated record. Lineage: Eukaryota; Metazoa; Arthropoda; Insecta; Hemiptera; Delphacidae.
AUUUCGUCGAGUCGAUAUCUUUGAAAAUUCUUGAGAUACAAAUGUGCCGUAAUUAGUAACGUUAGCCAAUAUCUUCACUUUUUUACAAAACACUUCCCGUUCAAUUCAAUCUCGGACAUGAGCCCUCAAAAUUGGCGGAUGGUUUCUGGGAGUGUCUGAGUGACAGAUUGCUGUGCGAAUCAUAUAUAGUUCAUGCAGAUGUGGCGAGGGCUCAUAUCGACUUUGUAAAGCAUAAAUUGCCUCUGUUGACUGAAACCAUACUUGAGUGAAUGCACAGAUGGGAUCGACGGCAGAAUGGCUGUUCCCCGAUCUUCUGGAGGUGAUUUUCUCGAACCUCGAACUGAAGGAUCUGGUAGCCUGCAGUGGCGUGAAUCGAGCCUGGAAUGAAGCAGCUAACAGUGUCAAGCUGUGGAGGAAAUUCGUGACUAAAAGUGAUCUUAGCUGGCUGCCAACAAAUAUGAACUGUGAAUUACACUCCUCUUCCUCCUCGACCCCCACUGAUUCAAAUACAUCACUCAAUCAGAGUCCAUCCCCCACUUUACCAGCAUCCAAUCCUUACAAACAGAUUAUACAACAACGUAACCAACUGAAGUACAACUGGAGUCACGGUUGUAUCACAGAAUUCAACUUGGUUCCAACAAGAUAUGGCCUAAAACCAGUGGAUAGGGAAAUAGGACCUAAUGUGGAAUAUACAUCAAGUGCUCCUCAAGAUUGUAUCUAUUACCCAGUGUUGGGGGAGCUUGAGAAUGGGGAAGUUGUUUUGAAAUUAUUCAGUUUUAAAUCAGAGGUGAAGCUUGUUUGUACUUUGGCAGUGGACUUUGCUUUAGAUAGUGUUUCGAUCGUCUGCGUGAUGAGGGACUUUAUAGUGUGGCUAUUAGAGGACGGUAAAGUACAAUACAUUGCUCUCUCAACAUGUGACAAGUGUUCAUUCAAAGACUGCAAGGUGCAAACUCUUACACCAUCUCUCAUAAUCAAUAAUACAGAGGAUCAGUAUUUUCUCACCAUGGACACCAACUACAUUGUAGCUUCAACCUGUGAAUCCCUAUAUGUAUGGAAUAAGAAAUCUCUACAGUUAACACUUUCUCGUAUACCACCCAUGCUUGGCAUCGAGGAUGGAGGUUUUUUAGGAUCCUAUGAUGCAAAUCCCAUAUUUUUAGAUGAUGGAUAUCUAAUUUUAUGCUACUCAGAUCAUCUUGAACAUACAAUACUAAUUGAAGAGUAUAACUUGAAAACAAACAACAAGCUAUCAACCAAACUCACAAUUGAGGGAGUUGUUGAGAUGGUUCAUUGCUCGGGAGACUUCAUUGUGAUGAUUACUACAGUGGAAGAGGAAGGGGAAGAGGAAGAAUUUCAUAAAAUUUUCAUUCAAAUGCGUCGAAAGAAUGAUCUAAAUCAAUUAAUCUACUCAUAUUACUGUGGUGACAACAGAUGUAUGUAUAAAUAUGUUUUUGUUGGAAACUCAUUUCUCUUCUAUAAUUUGGAGACGGGCGAUUAUGAAGAAAUUGAUAUUUCAACGGGGUUUAGAAGUUCAAUGCGUCAAGUUGGCACUAAUUGUGAAUUGUUGGGCAAUUUAUUCGAUAAUUUAGCCUUGAUUAGUUUGGACGAAAACGAAUACACAGAAGUUUGGGAUUGGAAGAAGAAUCGCAGGUGUGUCAAACUGCAUUCUUUGAGGCUAGGUGAUUGCACAUUUAUAAAUGCUAUUACUGCAAAAUGGGUGAUGAUUCAAACAUGCUACUCAGAUUCGGAAGCUUAUUUCACAGUAUAUAGGUGUAAGUAAGGGAUGGAAACGAUGCCAUUAUUUAUUUAACAGAAUGCAGUAUAAAAUCUCUUGACCUCUCAACCAUAAGAACAAGCAAACUUGAACUAUUGGUAUUGCCAUAAUUCAAAUAAAUUAUUAGUGAUUAAAUAAAUGAUAACAAAUGUGAUCAAUUAUCUA